CGUGUUGAGAUUUAACCAGAGAUGGGCUCCUUUUACAAGAUUGCUUAUAUAAGGAGAAGAUAACACCAGCUGGGUUCAUUUGAAAGGGGACAUCUUGGGAAGAGCCGACAGCACAGCUACUGGAAUAAGACCGGGAUGAAAAUCUGAAAUACUUAGCCCCUUCCUGCCUCGUAGAUCAUUGCAAGAAAUGUUGACUCUUACUAUUUAUCUGCUGGUCAUCUUGGCUCAAGCUCUUGCGGGGCCUUGCAGUCCAAAUAAAGCAGAUGUAAUUCUGGUAUACUGCUAUCCUAAAACCAUCAUUACCAAAAUUCCGGAGUGUCCUUAUGGAUGGGAGGUUAAUCAGCUGGCACUUGGAGGCAUUUGCUACAAUGGGAUCCACGAUUCAGGGUAUUACCAAUUCACAAUCCCAGACCUGUCACCUAAAAACAAAUCGUACUGUGGGACACAGUCAGAGUUCAAGAAUCCUGUCUAUCACUUCUACAACUCCAUCGUCUCCAAUGACUCCUCAGUAAUUGUGAAGAGCCAGCCUGUGAAUUACUCAUUCACCUGCACAUACAAUGCCAACUACCUGGUGAACCAGGCUGCCUUUGACCAAAGGGUGGCCACCAUCCAUGUGAAGAAUGGGAGCUCCGGCUCGUUUGAGAGUCAGUUGUCCCUCAACUUCUAUUCUAAUGCCAAGUUUUCAAGUAUAAAAGAAGCCCCUUUCAUCGUUGAAACAUCAGAAAUUGGUUCUGACAUAUUUUCUGGAGUGGAAGCUAAGGGAUUAAGUGACAGGUUUAAAGUGGUUCUCAACAACUGCUGGGCAACUCCCUCCUCAGAGUAUUUCUACCAGAUUCACUGGCCUCUGAUCACCAAGGGGUGUGCCACAGACAGCUCCAUACUUGUGCAUGAGAAUGGGAAAACGAGCCGGGCAACAUUCCAGUUCAAUGCUUUCCGCUUCCGUAACAUCCCCAAGCUGUCCAAGGUCUGGCUGCACUGUGAGACGCACAUCUGUGACAGCGAGAAGUUCUCCUGCCCGGUGACGUGUGACAAACGAAAGCAGCGUAUGGAACAGACCGGAGGUGUUCUAGUGGCAGAGAUCACUGUACGCAGCAAAGCUUUAUCCAGAUUUUACACACUCUCAGAUAUCAUCUUCCACCUACUCUUUGCGAUUGGAUUUUGUGCUGUUUUAUUAUAAAAGGCAGCCCAGCUGUGUUUAACUUUUCCCACUCCUGUUUGGACCUGAACUUCUUUACUAAAGAUGUUUAUUUUACAGAGGAAAAAUUAAAGUCACAAAAAUUCCUCACGCACCAUUUUACCAGAUAAAUAAAACAUUCCAUGAGC
Molecule: messenger RNA, 1323 nt
Organism: Strigops habroptila (Kakapo)
Lineage: Eukaryota; Metazoa; Chordata; Aves; Psittaciformes; Psittacidae
Gene: TECTB
Product: tectorin beta
Exons: 11
Coding region: 188-1177 (329 amino acids)
Cellular component (GO): cell surface
Source: RefSeq, a predicted model, not a curated record